This is a messenger RNA of Triplophysa dalaica, 3005 nucleotides long. It is a transcript of the gene agbl5, whose product is annotated as AGBL carboxypeptidase 5. Gene Ontology annotation, biological process: proteolysis; protein deglutamylation. The record is from RefSeq and is a predicted model, not a curated record. NCBI's taxonomy places the organism in Eukaryota, Metazoa, Chordata, Actinopteri, Cypriniformes, Nemacheilidae. Bases 153 to 2780 code for a protein of 875 amino acids. Gene Ontology annotation, molecular function: metallocarboxypeptidase activity; zinc ion binding. The transcript is spliced from 17 exons.
CGGGCUGCUGAUGAGGGGUUUGUUUGGGUUUAAAGAGUCGCCUAGUGAUCGCUGAAGAGGAAGAAUAUUACAGAUUUACAGCGGAUGUGAUGUCAUGUGUUUGUGGUGAUGUGUCAGAUCACUGAAUAAAGCGCCUCAGCUUGAUCCCCGUCAUGGAGUUCUGCUUUGGAAACAUCGUGUUUAGUUCCCGCUUUGACUCUGGGAAUCUGGCCCGUGUGGAGAGAGUGGAUGGAUCAGAAGCGGACGGCGAGAGCAGCAGACCCCCUAAUACUUCAGUGCCGACACAACCUGACUAUGAGUUCAAUGUCUGGACCAAACCUGACUGCGCCAAUACAGAGUUUGAAAACAGCAACCGGUCCUGGUUCUACUUCAGUGUUCGAGGGAUGCCGCCUGGGAAACUGCUGAAGGUUAAUGUGAUGAAUAUGAAUAAACAGAGUAAACUGUACUCUCAGGGCAUGACUCCGCUCGUCCGCUCGGUGCCGGUCAAAACACGCUGGGAGAGGGUUCGAGAGAGACCAUCAUUUGAGGUGUCAGACAGUCAGUUCAUCUUGUCUUUUGUUCAUCGUCUGCUGGACGUUCGGGGGGUCACAACAUAUUUUUCCUUCUGUUAUCCAUUCUCAUACACUGAGUGUCAGGAUAUGUUGCUCCAACUGGACCAGAAGUUCAUCAGCAACACACACACACUGGGACCCUGCAGUCCAGUAGACAGCAUUUACUACCACAGAGAGCUGUUGUGUUACUCUCUGGAUGGAAACAGAGUUGAUCUCAUCACGGUCUCAUCGUGCCAUGGGCUGCUGGAGGAGAGAGAACCACGGCUGGACAGACUGUUCCCGGACCUCAGCAGCCCACGACCUCACCGCUUCACCAGCAAACGGGUGUUUGUUCUGAGCAGUAGGGUUCAUCCGGGUGAGACGCCGUCUAGUUUUGUUUUCAAUGGUUUUCUGAACUUCAUCACAAGUCAGGAUGAUCCACGUGCUCAGAUGCUCCGCCGGAUGUUCGUCUUUAAACUCAUUCCCAUGCUGAAUCCUGACGGGGUCGUCAGGGGUCACUACAGGACGGACUCGCGCGGUGUGAAUCUGAACAGACAGUACGUGAAUCCCAGUCCAGAUCUGCAUCCCUCCAUUUACGGUGCCAAAUCUCUCCUGCUCUACCACCACAUACACAACCGCACGAGCAACUGCGCUCCCUCCGCCCUCAAACCCUCCCACCAGUCCAACACCACCUCUCCUCUGACCACACCCUCUGAACCAGAGCACUCUCUCAACCUCCGAAACGAGGCAGAGCUGGGCGACGGGCCCACGCUGGACUUGUCAGAGAUCCCCAUGCAGUUGGAGGAGAGCUGGGAGAAGGGCGGAGUUGAGCUGGAGGCAGGGCCCUGCGACGAGAACGAAUCGAUGCUGUGCCAAGGUGAAGCACCGGCUGUGUGGAACCCCGCCCCCUCUGAGCAGAUCCCGCCCCAGGAGAGCGGAGUGGCUUAUUACAUAGACCUGCACGGCCACGCCUCCAAGAGAGGAUGCUUCAUGUACGGCAACAACCUGACGGAUGAGAACCAGCAGGUGGAGAACAUCUUGUAUCCCAAGCUCAUCUCACUCAACUGCGCUCAUUUCGACUUCCUCGGCUGCAAUUUCUCUGAGAAGAACAUGUACACACGAGACAAACGUGACGGCCAAUCAAAAGAAGGCAGUGGGCGUGUGGCCAUUCACAAAAGCAUCGGGCUGGUCCACAGUUACACACUGGAGUGCAAUUAUAACACAGGCCGCUCGGUCAACACCAUCCCACCCGCCUGUCACGACAACGGGCGAGCCACACCCCCUCCACCACCCACCUUCCCUCCCAAAUACACACCUGAGGUGUACGAACAGGUGGGGCGAGCGGUUGCCAUAGCAGCGCUGGACAUGGCGCAGUGUAACCCGUGGCCGCGGUUGGUUCUGUCUGAGCACAGCAGUCUGGUGAACCUGCGGGCGUCAAUCCUCAAACAGGUGAGGAACAGCAAGGGUCUGGCCGCCGGCAACCGCAGGAACACCAAGAACACCGUCCCACCCAAAGCAGCGUUGAGCAGCUCGGCUUCAGAGAACUCCCUCAACCGCUCGCGCAGUAACGCAAACGUCACAGGAAACAAGCAGACGUCUCCUCAGCUCAAGAGCUCCCCGAGCUUCACAUUCGGCUGCAGCGCUCCUCCUGGCACACAGCGGGCUCCUCACGGGACUCUGGGACCCGUCCGAGAGUGUAAAGCUCAAGAAAAAAGACGUCCCCAGCACCAGCGCCUUCCCCUCCAUCAGCCACCCCCCGCACGCACCCCGCUCUCACCCUCAUCCCCGCAUUCCUCUUCUUCGGGUCCCUGCUCCAUCAGUGUGUCAGGCAACAGCUGCCCUGAGACCCGGCCAGUGGAUCAGAAGAAAGAUUUUCCUGUGCGGUGUGUCAAGGCGUUCCAACAGAAGAAGCCAAUCACAGCACAGGAACAGCAACAGGACCAUAUGACCUCAUCGAUAGAGUACAGCAGGUGUGAGCUGCAGCCACGACCCAGUCGCAUCCCGGUACGGAGCACAGCCCCCCCUCUGACGGGUGGUCUCGAGACACCCGCCCUGAAGGUGUGGAAACUCAUCAAACCUGGAAUCAAAAAACACCUGGCAGGAGUGUCUGGGAAAGAUGCUUCUUCUCUGCGUCUGGCCACUAAAGCACUGAUGAAGAAUUCUGCUUGUAGAGAUCAGAGAUCUGGAGACGCCAGCAAACAAACACACACAAACAGUGUUUUUCAUUUCACCAGAUCACUGCAGACCUAAGACUGGACUAAAGGUCUUUCAGUUCCCUUUAGUGUCACGAACAGACGUCAUGAACAGAAAGUGUUUGUCAACCUACCUGAUCUAUAACCAUAACGCUACAAUAACCUGUAAUAGGCAAUCUGUCUGUUAUUGUCUAAAAUGUGAAUUUGUGGUUUGAAGUGGGACUUCAAUGCUUGUAUUGUAUUUUUAAAGAGUUUUCUUUUUUAAUAAAAUUGUGGUGCUGCU